This is a messenger RNA of Pelobates fuscus (common spadefoot toad), 2333 nucleotides long. RefSeq names its product zinc finger and BTB domain containing 49 (gene ZBTB49). The transcript has 8 exons. Lineage: Eukaryota; Metazoa; Chordata; Amphibia; Anura; Pelobatidae. The record is from RefSeq and is a predicted model, not a curated record. The coding region runs from base 99 to 2279 and encodes 726 amino acids. Gene Ontology annotation, biological process: regulation of transcription by RNA polymerase II. Gene Ontology annotation, cellular component: nucleus. Gene Ontology annotation, molecular function: DNA-binding transcription factor activity, RNA polymerase II-specific; protein binding.
CUAACAGCCACCCAGACCGGAAACACGUCACUGGCGAGCGGAGCGAUAUAUGUCUAUGCUUAGUAUCUUCAGCCAGAAGGAUAGAAUGUUGAUCAAAGAUGGAUCGUGCAGCUAGCCACAGCUGCCACCUUCUGCAGCAACUUCAUGAACAGCGCAUCCAGGGAUUGCUGUGCGACUGCAUGCUAGUGGUGAACGGUGUUUGCUUUAAAGCACACAAAAAUGUACUAGCUGCUUUCAGCCAGUAUUUCAGAUCAUUAUUCCAGAACACUUCAAGCCAGAAAAAUGAUGUCUUUCAUUUAGACAUUAAAAAUAUUGGUGGGAUAGGUCAAAUUUUGGACUUUAUGUAUACAUCUCACCUAGACUUGAAUAAUGAUAAUGUGCAAGCCAUAUUGGAUGUUGCUCAAUGCCUUCAAGUGCAGAAUGUCCUCAACAUGUGUUACAGUUUCUUGAAACUAACUUCUGUUGUAGAGCAGGUAACGUCUACACCGUUUAGCAAUUCUUCACCCCUUCAGAGUACUUUCCCAACCUAUACAAAUUCCAUGUCAAAUGAGCAACUCGGUCCUCCAUUGUUACAGCCUACAGGACAGGAUGAAGAUCCUGCCCAGGUACCUCAACCUCCUAAGGUUCCAGAUGAGAUAGCAAAACCAACCUCUGUUCCUUUAAAUGAUAAAGAAACUCCUAUAAAACAACUAAAUCAACCUUACAAAUUGCGAGACUUUUAUAGUAAACAGUUUUACAGGGAAAAUGCUGAUAAAGUAGCAGAACAACAAACAUCUGUUAGCACAGUUACAGAAAAUAACCAAAUUGAAACCCAGUCCUGGACUUUGAAUAGUUCUGCUCCCAUAUUGGCGCCAUCGGAUUCUCUACCCCUGGAACCACUGCCUGCGUUCUCGCACACGUUUGUCUCAACACAGGAGCCAGAGAGAUCAACAUUGCAGUUCCCAAUUGAAAUGCGUCUGAAGAAAGCCAUCCAUCUGAAAAAGUUAAACUUUCUUAGAUCUCAGAAGCCAGUCGAAGAGUCUGCUGAGCAUGUUGCCAUCUUGCAAAAUAUAGUUGAAGACACAACGUUUACCCAUGAAAAAGAGUCUGAGGAACGCUGCAGCGUAGCUGGUGAAAUGUUUGCAAAUCUGGAGGGACAUGUCGAAGAGAGGUCAGAGAGUCCUUCGACUGUAGAAGAGCAAGAUCUAUCAAAUAAACACUGUGCUUGUGAUAUGUGCGGGAAGAGUUUCAAACAUCCAAGUAAUCUGGAACUACAUAAACGUUCUCAUACAGGCGAGAAACCCUUUGAAUGCAGUGUUUGUGGCAAACACUUUUCACAGGCUGGCAAUCUUCAAACUCAUUUACGGAGGCACUCUGGUGAAAAGCCUUAUAUCUGUGAGAUAUGCGGCAAAAGAUUUGCAGUCUCGGGUGAUGUUCAACGCCAUAUCGUUAUUCAUACCGGAGAGAAGCCUCAUUUGUGUGAUAUCUGUGGCAGAGGUUUUAGUAAUGUUAGUAACCUGAAGGAGCAUGAAAAGACUCACGCAGCAGAUAUGACAUACACAUGCGAUGAGUGCGGGAAAUCCUUUAACAUGCAGCGUAAACUGAUAAAGCACAGAAUCAGGCACACAGGGGAGAGACCCUACAGCUGUUUAACAUGUGGUAAUAAAUUUGGCGGCUCUGGAGAUUUACGCAGACAUGUCCGAACGCAUACAGGGGAAAAGCCUUACACUUGUAACAUUUGCAACAAAAGCUUCACUCGCUCUGCUGUUCUUAGAAGACAUAGGAACAUGUAUUGUCGGGCUGGAGAAAAUGGUCAGAAUACGCCAGAGGUUUUCCCUACCACAUCCUCCGACAUGGAAAAAUCUCACAAUGCAGAUACAUUGACUCAGGAAAUGACUGUACCUUUUGUAACUGGUAACGCGGUGGAAAGAGCGGAGUACGAAGGAAAUGCGACAAAUUCGUUUUGCAAAUUGCAAACCAGCAUUCAACAACAAGAAUUAGUUGGGCAAGAAAAACUGUCCGUAGAACGCGUGAGACAUACCAAGCCUCAUUCACCUGAUACAGCUCACGGCUAUACUUUCACUGAAGUAGAAGUAGCUGUCACAGAUGAAACGUUACACCCGGAUAUAUCUAUGAUUCGAUCCUCGUUAGUAACUUUAGAGAAUAACUGCACCGAGCCCUUAGGUAACCGGAUAUCUUCCAAUGUGCACCGGAAUUCCGAUGGUCCUUUCUUUUCAAGUAUGACGUUGUGGGGUUUGGCUAUGAGAACCUUGCAAAAUGAAACAGACAUGGAGCAGUAAAUAUUAUUUUCUUGUUUUUUUUUCUUUUUUUAUCAUUUCUGAAAAUGCACUCUU